Messenger RNA from Schistosoma haematobium, 573 nucleotides. RefSeq lists its product as uncharacterized. Gene Ontology annotation, molecular function: P-type transmembrane transporter activity; polyamine transmembrane transporter activity. NCBI's taxonomy places the organism in Eukaryota, Metazoa, Platyhelminthes, Trematoda, Strigeidida, Schistosomatidae. Gene Ontology annotation, cellular component: membrane. The transcript has 4 exons. The record is from RefSeq and is a predicted model, not a curated record. Gene Ontology annotation, biological process: polyamine transmembrane transport; intracellular calcium ion homeostasis. The coding region runs from base 1 to 573 and encodes 190 amino acids.
AUGAUAUUUACUGCAACCUCUAAUGAACGCGCUCUAAAGAGAACUGUAUGUGUUUCAUCUAAAGUUGGUGUGUGCAGACGUUAUGACGGGAAGGAUGAUUUUAUGCUUGUCGAUUCAACCGAAUUGGUACCAGGAGAUUUAAUUGCCAUUCCGAGUAGUGGAUGUUUGAUGCAAUGUGAUGCAGUAUUAUUGACGGGGAACUGUAUCGUGAAUGAAAGUAGCUUAACAGGUGAAAGUCUUCCGAUUACAAAAAUCCCACUGCCCAAUGGACAAUAUGAAAAUACCACAUUUGAUUUUCGUUCAUGCCCACGACAUAUUCUCUUCAGUGGCACAUCUGUCACUCAGACACGUGGUGAUAUAAAUAAGCGUGUUUUGGAUGUAGUUAUCCGAACGGGAUUUAUGACCACUAAAGGAGAACUUGUGCGAUCUAUCAUGUUUCCGAAACCUAUGAAAUUUAAAUUUACUCAGGAUGUUUAUCAGUUUUUGGGAGCCCUUUGUGGAGUGGCACUUGUUAGUUUGUGUGUCACCAUUUAUCUCAUGGUAAGUCCCUCAUCGCUUUUAUUACUAGUUUAA